AUGCGUAGCCUUAAAGUAGUUGACCUCAGUGAUAAUUACCUCUAUGGCCCCAUUCCAUCCUCUAUUGGACUGCUCUUCAAUGUCUCUUUCCUCAAGCUCGCCUCGAAUGGGCUGAACGGCUCUCUGCCGGCCACGCUCUUCAACCUCACACAGCUCGUGCAUCUCGACGUGGGGUCAGUGAGGAAGCGGUUCUAUGCGGAGAGGCAGAAGAACCGCUUUCAGGGGCCUCUGCCUGCUGCCGUUGGCAACCUCACUGCACUCACUGCCUUGGGCAUGAGCAACAACCUUCUCUCGGGCGCCAUUCCAUCCUCCAUCGGCCGCCUGCUCUCCCUCGUCUACCUAGACCUACACAACAACAUGUUCAACGGGUCCAUUCCAGAUUCCAUAGGCAACUUGGCACAGCUCAAGACGCUCUAUCUGGGCGGCAAUGAGCUGUCCGGUUCACUGCCGGCAUCCAUAGGCAACCUCUCCAACCUGCAAGUGCUUGCUCUGCGCAGCAACGGUCUCGGCGGGUCACUCCCCAGCUCCAUUGGUGGCCUCGGGAGCCUGGAGGAGCUGGAGCUGCGCAACAACAGCAUACAAGGCCCCUUGCCACCCACAUUGGGCAACCUGAUCACCCUCUACUCCAUGAGCUUGGACAAGGCGGUGGGGUGUCCCAAUGUUGACAAGUGUGAUACAAUAGUGGGUGCAGCCGACCUCCAGCACUUGUUCUGCUUACAAGCGCACUGUUGA
This is a messenger RNA of Closterium sp. Naga37s-1, 732 nucleotides long. The record is from the annotation of a GenBank genome assembly. NCBI's taxonomy places the organism in Eukaryota, Viridiplantae, Streptophyta, Zygnematophyceae, Desmidiales, Closteriaceae.